GUGCCGACUGACCGCCCAUGGCAGCCCAGCCGAAGCCCAUCAGCCCACUCAAGAACCUGCUGGCCGGCGGCUUUGGCGGCGUGUGCCUGGUGUUCGUGGGGCACCCUUUGGACACGGUCAAGGUCCGACUGCAGACACAGCCGCCGAGUUUGCCUGGACAGCCUCCCAUGUAUUCUGGGACCGUCGACUGUUUCCGGAAGACUCUUGUUAGAGAGGGCAUCACAGGGCUGUACCGGGGCAUGGCUGCCCCUAUCAUUGGGGUCACCCCCAUGUUUGCUGUGUGCUUCUUUGGGUUUGGUUUGGGGAAGAAACUGCAGCAGAAGCACCCAGAAGAUGUGCUCAGCUACCCCCAGAUCUUUGCUGCUGGGAUGUUAUCUGGCGUAUUCACCACAGGAAUCAUGACCCCUGGAGAACGAAUCAAGUGCCUGUUACAGAUUCAGGCUUCUUCCGGGGAAACCAAGUACGCUGGGGCCUUGGACUGUGCGAAGAAGCUGUACCAGGAGUCUGGGAUCCGAGGCAUCUACAAAGGGACUGUGCUCACCCUCAUGCGAGACGUUCCAGCCAGUGGGAUGUAUUUCAUGACAUAUGAGUGGCUGAAAAAUAUCUUCACUCCAGAGGGCAAGAGUGUCAGUGAACUUAGUGCACCUCGGAUCCUGGUGGCUGGGGGCAUCGCAGGGAUCUUCAACUGGGCUGUGGCAAUCCCCCCAGAUGUGCUCAAGUCCCGCUUCCAGACUGGUUGCCGUGGUCCGGUCAAGAAGCUUCCUGAAGCUUUGACAGUUGGGUUCUUUCCCACAGCACCACCUGGGAAAUAUCCUAAUGGUUUCAGAGACGUGCUGAGGGAGCUGAUCCAGAACGAGGGCGUCACGUCCUUGUACAAGGGGUUCAACGCAGUGAUGAUCCGGGCCUUCCCAGCCAAUGCUGCCUGCUUCCUUGGCUUUGAAGUUGCCAUGAAGUUCCUUAAUUGGGCCGUUCCCAACUUGUGAGGCCGAAGGCUGCUCAGAGCUUCCGGAUGUUGGAGGCUGACACCGAGGAGGAGCAGUGGGCAGGACUAGGGCAUCCUGAAGGGUGAGGGAAGGGGGACGAUGGGAUCAGAGCUCUGUGCAUGGACUUGGGGAGACCGUGGCCUUAAUGACACCUCUACCUUGUAGAACUUGGUGUGCUGUUUCGAAACUUGAAUUCACUCUUGUCAAUGAAGGGAUCUGAAGAGGAUUUAGAGAUGAAAUAUGUAGCUUCUAGACCAGGUAGCCCCUGUGCCCGGACUGCUGCCUACCCGCCACUGCUGGCCCUGCCAUGUCCCAGGACGCUCCUCGCAAAGUGACCCCAGCCUCACGCCAGCGGCACCAUGCAUGCUUCCAGGCAGCGGGUCAGGAGCCGGGGUCAUCUUCAGCCGUUAGCUGGGGGCACACCUGCCUGAUUUCCAGGGUGCACCUCAGCCUGGGCUGCGUGUGGCGAUGUGGACCUGAGGCCCGCAUCUGUCUGUCCAGGUGGACUGGGCAUCUAUGCCUAGCAACAGAGAGCCUGUCAAUGGUUGGAUUUGGACUUUUUUUUUAAACACAUGAAAGUAAUCAGAAGUAAGACAAGAGUAACGGAGUUUCCCAGGAGUGGGUGGAAAACAUUCCCUCCUCCACAGUGACAACAGUCCCAGCCUGCUAGGGUAAGUGAGGAAGUCCAGGGUGUAGGAAGACUCUUUGCACACUCUUUUCUUACGAGAGCGCCCUAUUUUAAUAGAAAACAAUAAAUAGUGUUUCUAAUUUUUG
Tupaia belangeri chinensis (Chinese tree shrew) is the source of this 1757-nucleotide messenger RNA. It is a transcript of the gene SLC25A20, whose product is annotated as solute carrier family 25 member 20. Bases 18 to 983 code for a protein of 321 amino acids. The transcript has 9 exons. Gene Ontology annotation, molecular function: O-acyl-L-carnitine transmembrane transporter activity. Gene Ontology annotation, biological process: mitochondrial transport; carnitine transmembrane transport. Lineage: Eukaryota; Metazoa; Chordata; Mammalia; Scandentia; Tupaiidae. Gene Ontology annotation, cellular component: mitochondrial envelope. The record is from RefSeq and is a predicted model, not a curated record.